Histoplasma mississippiense is the source of this 1095-nucleotide messenger RNA. RefSeq names its product mannose-1-phosphate guanyltransferase. The coding region runs from base 1 to 1095 and encodes 364 amino acids. Gene Ontology annotation, biological process: GDP-mannose biosynthetic process; cell wall mannoprotein biosynthetic process. The record is from RefSeq and is a predicted model, not a curated record. Gene Ontology annotation, molecular function: GTP binding; mannose-1-phosphate guanylyltransferase (GTP) activity. Lineage: Eukaryota; Fungi; Ascomycota; Eurotiomycetes; Onygenales; Ajellomycetaceae. The transcript has 5 exons. Gene Ontology annotation, cellular component: cytoplasm.
AUGAAGGCCCUAAUUCUCGUUGGGGGGUUUGGAACUCGUCUGCGCCCCCUGACCCUUACCCUCCCCAAACCUCUUGUGGAAUUCGCCAACCGUCCCAUGAUCCUGCAUCAAGUUGAAAGCUUAGCCGCUGCCGGUGUAACAGAUAUUGUUCUCGCGGUUAAUUAUCGACCAGAUGUCAUGGUCUCAGCGCUUAAGAAAUAUGAGGAAAUAUAUAACGUAAAGAUCGAAUUCUCAGUCGAAUCGGAGCCUCUAGGCACUGCUGGGCCCCUCAAGCUUGCAGAGAAAAUCCUUGGAAAGGACGACAGCCCUUUCUUCGUUCUCAACUCAGACGUAAUUUGCGAGUAUCCCUUUGCAGAACUAGCUGCUUUCCACAAGAAACACGGAGACGAAGGAACUAUUGUGGUAACAAAGGUGGAGGAACCGUCCAAAUACGGUGUCGUUGUACAUAAGCCAAAUCACCCAUCCCGCAUUGACCGCUUUGUGGAGAAACCUGUUGAGUUUGUUGGCAACCGCAUCAAUGCCGGCAUCUACAUCCUGAACCCUAGCGUCCUUAACCGUAUUGAGCUCCGUCCUACCUCCAUCGAACAAGAAACGUUCCCGGCCAUAUGUAAAGAUGGCCAGCUUCAUUCCUUUGACCUGGAGGGAUUUUGGAUGGACGUUGGACAGCCCAAGGAUUUCCUUACCGGUACCUGCCUAUACCUUUCUUCACUCACCAAGCGCGAGUCGAAGGUCCUCUCUCCACUUUCAGAGCCAUACGUUUAUGGAGGAAAUGUAUUGGUCGACCCUUCUGCCACGAUUGGGAAAAACUGUCGUAUUGGACCUAAUGUCGUGAUUGGGCCGAAUGUCGUUGUUGGCGAUGGAGUACGACUUCAGCGUUGCGUCCUGCUCGAGAAUAGCAAGGUGAAGGACCACGCUUGGGUAAAGUCGACGAUUGUCGGAUGGAAUAGCGCUGUGGGUAGAUGGGCACGACUGGAGAAUGUUACCGUCCUUGGGGAUGAUGUGACUAUUGGAGACGAGGUCUACGUCAAUGGAGGUUCUAUCCUCCCUCACAAGAGCAUCAAACAGAACGUUGACGUUCCCGCCAUUAUCAUGUAA